AAUUAGUAAAAUCAAAAAGAAAAUGGAAAAAAGGAGUAAAGGAAUCGAUCCACGACGACGAAGAUCAAAGUGAGGUUAGGUUUCCUCUCUCUCUCUCCCUCGACGACGAUUGAUCUCGGAUUUGCGACCGAGGAACAAGCUCUGUUUUACAAAAAAAUCUCAGCCAUGUCAAGUGGAGGAACAGUGAGAAGGGUCUCACGUCAAGAUAUACAACUGGUUCAAAACCUUAUAGAAAGAUGCCUUCAACUCUACAUGAACCAGAAAGAAGUCGUGGAAACUUUAUUGGAGCAGGCUAAAAUCGAGCCUGGCUUCACAGAACUAGUUUGGCAGAAGCUUGAAGAAGAGAAUCGUGAGUUUUUCAAGGCUUACUAUCUUAGGCUCAUGGUGAAACACCAGAUAAUGGAAUUCAACAAGCUACUUGAGCAGCAGGUUCACCACAUGCAGCAGAUGCAUCCAAGUGGAGUUGCUCCCGUCCAAAACACAAACGGUUCUCAUAUUCAAUCAAUGAAUCAGAAACAUUUGGGUUAUGCCUCUGAGCACACUGAUCAAUCUCUGAAGUCUAUACCCUCGAGUCUCUCUAAUGCAUACCUCAAUGGCUCUUCAACACUCAAUACAACAAACGUAGCCUCUUCUGUGAACAUAUCAACCCAUGCAAGGAGAGUUGAUGCUUCUUCUCCAAACAUGCUCUCAUCACAGACCACUACAAACAUGCCUAUGAUGCAAGGAAUGAAUGGAGGAGGAGGGAUGAUCAAGUCUGAAACCGCCUUUACAAGCCCUGCUUCUUUCAUGUAUGGUGGUGAAAGGAACGCCUUGGAAGGGCAUUCCACUGUUAGAGACACUACUUCGAUCUCAACCUUUGGUAACGAGUCCAACAACAACCAACAACCUCUCAGUGAGACGCUUCUUGAUUCAGAAGCUGCUACUUUUGGGUUCUUAGGUCAGAUCCCUAGGAACUUCAGCCUCUCUGAUUUGACUGCUGAUUUUUCUCAGAGCUCAGAGAUUCUAGAGAGCUAUGAUAAGUCACCUUUCCUUGUUCCGGAUGGUGAAAACUUCCUGGACUCAUGCGACAGGGGAGAGUAUCAAGGAGACAACAAGAGAUUGGAGACCAUAUCUGAAGGUUUCAGUUAUGAUAACAUUGGGAGCGAGUAGUUUUGCUUCACUACUUCAUGAUGUAAGACACGUUUGGGUGUAACAUAUUCAGGCCUUUGAUCUUUUCUUUGCAAAGACUAUUGGGUGGGGUGUAUAAAAGGGGAUUUCUGUUUUAACAUUAUUACUUUAGCUUAGAGUUGAUAAGUGUGAGAUGGUCAUAUGUAAUUUUCAGUGUGUGUGUUUUUUUUUUCUCUUUUCUCUUCUGUUUUAGUUUUUGUACUUGUUAUAAUUUGUGUGUGAAGUGUGACUUAACUGAUUAUGUUAAGAAUGAAAGUUGUGGUAGUGGAUAAUGCAUCAAACUCGAUUA
This is a messenger RNA of Brassica napus (rape), 1456 nucleotides long. RefSeq lists its product as uncharacterized. The transcript has 8 exons. Lineage: Eukaryota; Viridiplantae; Streptophyta; Magnoliopsida; Brassicales; Brassicaceae. The record is from RefSeq and is a predicted model, not a curated record. Bases 166 to 1149 code for a protein of 327 amino acids.